AUGUCUGUCAACGUCAAGGCGGAAGCAGGCGAGAAAAUUGACGAGAUGAGACGGCUGGCAGCAGUGGCGGUCGUGAAAUUGAGGUGUGACGAGGUAGUGUGUUGGAUGUCGGGCUAUGAAGGCAUCUCGACAGUAGUUGAGGACGAGUUGAGGAACAGCGGCGAUGCGAGUAAGGUUCUUCAACCAAGUGAUGAGAAAGAAAGAGAAAGGGAAAAAAAGAGACGGCCUGAAGCUGGAAUUGGAGCUGGAGCUUGGGCUGGAAAGCUGGAGCUGGACGGAGGCGGGAAACAGCGUGGGAACAAGGCUUGCAAGUGUGCAAGUCAAGGUAUCCCAUCCAUUGCUGAUUUGCUUGCUUUUCCUCCCUUGUCGGAACCUGUCUUUCGUGUCGCUCUGAGACUUCGCCAUGCGCCCACACAGACAGGCGCAAAUACGCAAUGCGCUCUGGUGACCCGCUGCCGGCGAAUCGAUAUCGGUUGUAUGCUCCCCACGCUGGCCUGCUUCUGGCUGUGCCCAGAAUCCUUGAUGCACCCUACGGAUACGCAGGCAAAGGCAAAGGAGCAAAGCAAGGGGCCCGAAGGCACACAACGUGGCCGGAUGUCGACUAUCGAGUACUGUAUCCUUCCCGUCGCCCUCGAACAGCAAUGA
Molecule: messenger RNA, 645 nt
Organism: Colletotrichum acutatum
Lineage: Eukaryota; Fungi; Ascomycota; Sordariomycetes; Glomerellales; Glomerellaceae
Exons: 3
Coding region: 1-645 (214 amino acids)
Source: RefSeq, a predicted model, not a curated record